Molecule: messenger RNA, 1288 nt
Organism: Dothidotthia symphoricarpi CBS 119687
Lineage: Eukaryota; Fungi; Ascomycota; Dothideomycetes; Pleosporales; Dothidotthiaceae
Product: UPF0029-domain-containing protein
Exons: 2
Coding region: 1-1026 (341 amino acids)
Biological process (GO): regulation of translational initiation
Cellular component (GO): cytoplasm
Molecular function (GO): protein binding
Source: RefSeq, a predicted model, not a curated record
AUGCGCUUCGAGCUCCUCCUUCUUCAGCGCUUGCUUGAACUUGAGCUGCGCAAUGGUCAUGACGGUUUUUGCGCGUCCAGCAUCAUCGUUCUGCGCCAUGGCUACGGACGCGCGCCUUCCUCUGCGACGGCACCCCUCGUGUUCACCAAUCCCAUCACUGUUUCCUCCGCCAUGUCAAACGAUGCCAUCCAGGACGAACUCACUUCAAUAAAUUCAAUCUUCGACGAGGGAACACUCUCGCCAAUCGAUGAAGAUGCUAGAUUGUUCAGUUUGAGGCUGCCUUCCCUCACCUCAGUGACUAUACGCAUCGAAUUCCCUGCAGACUAUCCCGACGCUCCGCCAUCAAUAUUGGGCACACAGAGCGUAGGCCAAGAUGUCCCUAAGGGAAUGGGUAGUCGUGCAGUCGAGAUCAUAAGAGAUGUUUUGGCGGAGGUGUACCGACCGGGCGAAGCAUGCAUCUACGACCUUAUAGAAGAAGUAAGAGAAGCCCUAGAGAAAGCAGAAGAGCAAGGAGAUUUACAUUUAUCGGAUCAUAUGGAUGAGCAACAUGUAGAAGAGAAAGAACCCCAGCAUCUAUCGCCGGAAAACGCAGACUUAGGGCCAGAGCCACCCUGGAUCAUUGCACCACCCAUCUCUGAAAAGAAAUCUGUCUUCCUCGCGCGUGUCGCUCCUGUUUCCUCCCCAUCCCAGGCCAAACAAUGUUUGGCACAUCUCCUUACCACCGACAAGAAAGCCGCCCGCGCUACUCACAACAUGACUGCAUGGCGUAUCAGAGGCCCGAAUGACACCAGCUAUCAGGACUGCGAUGAUGAUGGAGAGACUGCCGCUGGAGGGCGCAUGCUGCACCUGAUGCAGCUCAUGGAUGUGUGGGAUGUAAUGCUUGUAGUCACCAGAUGGUAUGGAGGUGUUCACCUUGGCCCGGACCGUUUUCGUAUCAUCAACACUGCGGCAAGAGAGGCGCUCGUCUUGGGAGGCUUUACCAAGGAGAGCAAGGACGGAGAGCCCAAGAAGAAAGGCAAGAAGUGAUUAAUCGUGCGGCAGAUGUCGACUACAAAUAUCGAAGUUGGCUAGAAAGUGCCACAAUACACAAUCAUCAUUUUCACACACAACAUAAUGCUCGCCCUGCCUUCAGCCACAGCAUAGCAUGUCUGCAUACCAGUUUCCAUUCUGCACGAAUAGUUUGUCUUUGGCAAGUCGAGUGGUCAUGACGACACGUGAGACUAACUUGUGCAUCUACGCAACCCACGAUACUUUUUCGCGACCUUGACGUGCUGACGUUAUACCCUGG